This is a messenger RNA of Anolis sagrei ordinatus, 2098 nucleotides long. It is a transcript of the gene CASP6, whose product is annotated as caspase 6. Gene Ontology annotation, biological process: apoptotic process; positive regulation of neuron apoptotic process. The record is from RefSeq and is a predicted model, not a curated record. Gene Ontology annotation, cellular component: cytoplasm. Lineage: Eukaryota; Metazoa; Chordata; Lepidosauria; Squamata; Anolidae.
GGGAGGGAAGGAGGGAGGCAGGCAGGCCAGUGGCUCCCUUCCAGGAAGUCAAAGAAAGAGCCAGGGCAACUCCAUCCGCAGCAACAGCCUCGCCAAAGGGUCAUUUUCUUUGUUGCGCCUCGCUGUGCGCCAUGGCCAGCUCCAAGAGACAAAGAAACGCCAACCAUUCCUCAGGAGAAAUCCAUGUGGAUAGCAAGAAUGAGUUGCAAGUCAAAGAUGGAGAGCAAAACCUCACAGAGACAGAUGCCAUAGAUGAAAGAAUGAACCAUCUCUUUGAUCCAGCAGCAGAAUACAAAAUGAACCACAAGAGAAGAGGACUUGCUCUUAUUUUCAAUCACGAGCAUUUUUACUGGCACUUAAUGUUACCAGAGAGACGUGGCACUCUUGCUGAUAGGGAGAACCUGAAACGUGGCUUGACUGACCUUGGAUUUGAAGUGAAGUGCUUUGAUGAUCUGAAAGCCGAAGAGGUGUUACAGAACAUUUACAAUGUGUCCACAGGUGAACAUGAUGAUGCAGACUGCUUCGUAUGCGUUUUCCUGAGCCACGGAGAAGAUGACCAUGUUUAUGCCUAUGAUGCUAAAAUAGAGAUAAAGUCAUUGACCAACAUGUUCAAAGGAGAUAAAUGCCCAAGCUUAGUAGGCAAGCCAAAAAUAUUUAUAAUUCAGGCAUGCAGAGGAGAUAAGCAUGAUGACCCAGUUCUUGCUCGUGAUACAGUGGAUAGCAGAAAAGAAUCAGACAUCAAUGAAACAGAAGUUGAUACUGCUGCAGUGUAUACAUUACCCGCUGGUGCAGACUUCCUCAUGUGUUACUCUGUAGCGGAAGGGUAUUAUUCACACCGGGAGACUGUAAAUGGUUCCUGGUACAUCCAAGAUCUGUGUGAGAUUAUCAGACGACAUGGUUCUUCCCUGGAGUUCACCGAUUUGCUGACGAUGGUCAACAGGAAAGUAUCUCACCGCAAAGUGGAUGUGUGCAGAGAUAGUAAGGCUAUAGGGAAAAAGCAGAUCCCUUGCUUUGCUUCAAUGUUAACUAAGAAGUUGUAUUUCCGCCCCAAAUCUAAGUAGCUUAAUAAGAACGUUGUCUAGCUUUUUUAACUGCUUCCUUUUUUGCUGUCAAGGACUUAUCCAGUCAAAUACACAGCACACUUGAAUUAUUUAGGCUGUAAUUCUGUACACAUUUAUCUGGAAACAAGUCUCAUUAAGCUCAGAUGAAUCUUGGUGCUACGUAUGUUUAGAUAAUGAGCACAGCUUUAUUUAGUUCUAAUCACUGUACAUAUUUGGUCAAUUUGGGCUGUUUCUAACAUGGAAACAUUAAUGGCAGAUGCAAGCAGUAAAGUUACAAAACGUGACCAUAACUUUUAAAUGUUCCCAGUAUUAAAGUUGCAAAAUUUGAAAUAAUUUUAUCAACAAAGCUACCAAUACAAAUUCAAAAUAAAAAUUUCAUUUGUAGGCGCCCCACAAAAUUUAGUAUCUGUUGAAGUUGUUUGAUUUGAAAUUAACAUUUGUGCUAACCUUAGGAAGGUUUUGAAAAUUAAAUCACUUGAGUAACAAAAGAGCAGCUUUUUUGACCAACUUUUUUUUUGUCGUGUCAGGAGCGACCGGAGAAACUGCAACUGCUUUUGACCAACUGCUUUGCACUGAAUUACUGUUUGUAUCACAUUUUGUAACUGAACUUUUGUACUUUUAAACAUUUUUGGAAGUUCUGUUUAUAUAGGCGAAUCUGUAUAUUAGGGAUCACUUUCCUUAUCUGUUGUAUUAAAGGGGUCUCUUUCCAUGUUUUACCUUUAGCAAGUGCCACCUAAAAAUACUAUAAAAGAUUUAAUUAUGCAUUGUCGAAUGUAUUGUCGAAGGCUUUCAUGGCCGGAAUCACUGGGUUGUUGUGUAUUUUCUGGGCUGUAUGGCCAUGUUCCAGAAGCAUUCUCUCUUGAUGUUUCACCUGAAUCUGUGGCAGGCAUUCUCAGAGGCUGUGAGGUGUGUUGGAAACUAGGAAAAUGGGGUUUAUAAAUCUGUGGACCAUGUCAGACUACACGGAGGAGCCAUUGAAAUCCACAAGAAUGUGGACAAUUUCAACAGAAAGGAAGAAACCAUGAAAAUGAACAAAA